Entrophospora candida is the source of this 528-nucleotide messenger RNA. Lineage: Eukaryota; Fungi; Glomeromycota; Glomeromycetes; Entrophosporales; Entrophosporaceae. The record is from the annotation of a GenBank genome assembly.
CUUCCUACAACAAAAUUUCAUUGGAUGAUGUGAAGAAUGAUAAUAUUGAAGAAAGAUGCUCACAAUACUUGAUGGAUAUUUCACAAGAAUUUACAGAUUUAACAGAUGUGUUUUUUAAAUCUUUUUUGAAAAUUAUGAUAAUUCCUUCAUUUAUGCAGAAUUAUUUUCCAAUUAUCAGAGAUCAGAAGAAACAAUGGAUUCGUAAUUUUUCUAGAAUUAGAGAAAUCUUACAUGUGAUUGUUAAAGAACGCAGAAAAGAAAUUGAAAAAGAGCCACUGAACAAACAGUUGAGACCAGAUUUAUUAACAACUUUAUUAACAUUGAAUACUGAACGUGACAGAAACAAUACUUUUGAUGAAUUACCACCAAUGGAUGAACAACAAAUUGUUUCAAAUCUAUUUGAAUCUAUUGGAAUUGACACUACAGCAUAUAUGAUUAGCAUAGGGCUCAAUCUUAUUUUGGCACAUGAAGAGGUUAAAGAAAAGAUGCUGGAAGAAAUUAAUCAAGUAUUUGCUGAUAACUCAAAAC